Messenger RNA from Ochlerotatus camptorhynchus, 2241 nucleotides. Its product is annotated as coiled-coil domain-containing protein 22 homolog. Gene Ontology annotation, molecular function: cullin family protein binding. The transcript is spliced from 5 exons. Gene Ontology annotation, biological process: positive regulation of ubiquitin-dependent protein catabolic process. Bases 265 to 2052 code for a protein of 595 amino acids. The record is from RefSeq and is a predicted model, not a curated record. NCBI's taxonomy places the organism in Eukaryota, Metazoa, Arthropoda, Insecta, Diptera, Culicidae.
AUUUGAUAAGCAAUUUUUAUUUAAUUUUCCGCUGAUGGUGGUUUGAGUGAGUGCUUAGUGAACUACGAAAAGUGCAACGUUCGUGUCGGUCCGUUUGGACGUCCUGCUGUUGUUGCUCGUUAUCAUCUAGCAGCAGCUCCGUUUACACUCAUAUUAAUCCGUCGGUUUGUGGGUUCUGCAGAGUUGAGAAAGUAAAGAAAAGAGGCAAAUACCUAUGCGUAUACGCAUCGGUGACUUGUAAGGUUUCCAUUUGCAACCGGAACCAUGGAUGAGAUUGACAAUAUCAUUCUUCACUCGUUGCGGCAAAUUGAAUGCAAUCUCGAUGAAGAAGUCACGAGCUUGGAAGACAUCAGCCCGUCGCUGUUGGUUCAAAUUGUAUCGAAAUGUAUUACGCUGAUCGACCCCAGUCUGGAUCUCCCUCGAUCGUUACCGCCCGGAAUGGCGCAGAGGUUCACCGUCACUGCUAGCCUCGCGGAAGCAUGUCGGACGAUAGGCUACCGGCGAGACAUUGGCUACCAGACGUUUCUGUACUCGAAUGUGGCGGAAGUUCGUCGGGUGUUGAUGUUUUUGGUUGAAAAGCUUCCGAAGGAUUCGGCCGAUAAAGCUGCGGGUAGUGGACAACCGCUGGACAGUGCCACUGAGUUGGAGAAUCGAAUUUUGAGUACCUUGCAGAGCCAACUGCACGCACCCUGGAUGCCAGAGUUCUGCCGAAUGGGAUUACUGGAAGGUAAUCGGGAUGGUGGAGUCAGCGAUUCGCAAGCACAAAUAGCAUUCCGUCGGUUCGUUCCCAAGAAGAUUAGCGUUCCAUUCAUUACCCAGGCCGAUGUCGCUGCAGAAGUCAAAGAGUUUUGGUCCCGUAGAAAUUUGGACGGCCUCGAUGAGGGUAGUUUGAUUCCGUCGUUGAUAGUUGCCAACGAUGGAGGAAUGAAAUCGAACGCGACCGGCGGUGCCAUUGAUGAGGUAGAUCGCCAGUUUAGGCUACCUUCGUCGAAUGAAAAGUUACUAGAGUACUUUUCAAAUAGUGUGUCAAAUCAGCGGAAGGUUGAACCUAGUGGUGCAUUGGGUGCGGUGGUUCAGAAAGUGAUUUUGGAGCAGGUUUCGGUUGAGUCGAAACCGGGCAAGACCCCGUUAGAGUCGCUCCAGGACGAUAUAGAUGCACUGCGGGAGGAGAUCGAGCAGAACGUUGAGGAAAAUGCGGCUGUGCACGGUAGUCGAACUGAGCUGGGAGAGUCGAUGGAGGUCUAUCGGAGAGCAAUUGUUAAAUUGAAAGAGGAGAAGAAGAUCAAGGAACGAACGCAUAUUUUGCUCGAAGAUCCGGAGGUGAACGUGAAGAAGCUGGAGGCGAUCAUUGCUGCCGGGGGAGAACGGAUGAAGAAGCUGCAGGAUCAGUGGGAUGCCCAUCGGACUCCGCUCGUUGAGACACUGGAAGCGCAUCGCGUGAAGAAUUCCGAUAAAUUGUCCAAAUCCCAGCAAGUUCUAGACCAAAUCGAAUCUACCCGACAAAAGUGCGAGGAAGUGGUCGUCGAUUUGCAAACCAAGGGUGCCAUGCAUGUCCGUCUACAGAAGGAAUUCGAGAAGCUGAACAAAACUAUCAGCCGGACGGCCUACACCAGUCGGAUUCUGGAGAUCAUUGGUAACAUUCGCAAGCAGAAGAAUGGCAUCGACAAAAUCCUGCAGGACACGCGCACACUACAGAAAGAGCUAAACACCAUCACCGGCCAGCUGGACCGACAAUUUACCGUGACGGAUGAUUUGAUAUUCCGCAAUGCCAAGAAGGACGAACACUCUAAGCGGGCCUAUAAGCUGCUUGUUACGCUCCAUUCGGACUGCGAGGAGCUCAUCAAGCUGGUGCAGGACACCGGUGCCAUCAAGCGUGAGUUGCGCGAUCUAGAGGAUCAGAUCGAAAGCGAGAAAACCCGGAACACAGCUGCCAAUCUCGGACAGAUUACGCACGACCUGACCGAGAUGCAGAGCGAAAGUCAACGGCUUGAGGAGAGCAUACGCCGGUUGAUGGUUGACGGAACAUUAGGGCAAGCGAGUAAGUUUGUUUAAAUUUGUAAAACUGAUCAUUUUUUUUAAUUAUCCACACGCAAGACUAACGGAAUAUUUUAGGAACGAAUGUUAAGAGUUAAGGAAGGCAAAGAAAGAUGUAGCAUCAGCUUCUGUCCACACAAAAUUGAUUAAGACGAUACUCAAAAGAGAAGAGAACACACUAAAGUGCCCAUGGAAAGCUUUAUUCAA